AUGGCCACCCUCGCCAGUCCCAUUUUGCAGAUCAUCUACCUGAUCUGCUUGGUUGCUACCGACAACAACCUCACCGUUGCGUUCCAUGCGAUCUACGGAAUUGCAACGAUACUGCCCGUAAUCAUCAUGGUGCUCCGGGUAUUCAUGGUUGAUUCAUCACUGUUCCAUCGUUCCAACCUCACUCGUCAGCGCCGAUCCUUUCGACUAUAUCUGCUGCUUGCGCGUCGCUACUGGCGGCGCAUCGUCACGACUUCUCUGGCUUUUUUUCUGUAUGACUUCAUCAACUUCCCCAAUAGUAUUAUGUCCAGCACUAUCAUCGCAUCCCUGGUGACGGACAAUGAUAUCCGCAAGACCGCGAUCUGGCAAGUGGUGCUGGCGGUCCUUCCGGUGCCGGGAGUGAUGAUUGGAGCGUGGCUAAGCAAUGCCAUCGGCCGCCGCAACACGGGUAUCCUCGGCUUUGCCGGGUAUCUGGUUCUUGGGUUCAUUAUUGGCGGGACAUACAUUAAGCUAUCCAAGCACAUUGCGGCGUUUGUAGUGCUUUAUGGUCUGCUGCAGGCCUUUGGGCAUAUGGGCCCCGGAGCCACGAUUGGCCUCAUCUCUACCGAGUGCUUCCCCACGGCCAUGCGAGGCAUGGGAUACGGCAUUGCGACUGCAUUUGGUCGCACCGGUGCGGCCGUGGGCACGGAGUGCUUCACUCCGUUGCAAGAACGGGCGGGGGACAGCUCGACAUUCUACUUGCUGGGCGGGGUGGCCGCCGUGGGGAUUCUGGUCUACUGUUUCCUCCCGGAAAGUAGUCGCCUCGACUUGGCCCAAGAAGAUCGUGCCUUCGAAGAAUUCUUAGCAGAGCAUGGCUACUUUAUUGAGACAAGCCGGGUCGGUAAUACCGACGGUCCGUCGAGGUGA
Penicillium macrosclerotiorum is the source of this 903-nucleotide messenger RNA. RefSeq lists its product as uncharacterized. Gene Ontology annotation, cellular component: plasma membrane. Gene Ontology annotation, biological process: transmembrane transport; carboxylic acid transport. The record is from RefSeq and is a predicted model, not a curated record. NCBI's taxonomy places the organism in Eukaryota, Fungi, Ascomycota, Eurotiomycetes, Eurotiales, Aspergillaceae. The transcript has a single exon. The coding region runs from base 1 to 903 and encodes 300 amino acids. Gene Ontology annotation, molecular function: carboxylic acid transmembrane transporter activity.